AGGGAAUUUACUCCAAAUAUUUUGAGGUUAAUGACUAAAAUACAUUUAAAAAAUAUAUAUAUAUUAGCACUUAGAUAUUAUUGCAUAUAUUUUUAUUAAAAAUUAUCAUAUUUCUACUCUACCCUUUAGUUGAGCUCAAAUUGGUGGUGGAAUUCGAAGUAUAGCAGAGAAUUAGAGAAAGAUGAAAGCAUUACUGAUCCGUGGACCUGCAAUUUGUGUUUCAUCCCUCAAUUUUACUCAACAUUUUCACUAUCAUUUCUACAACCCUUCCAACUUCUUCCCAUCAAGAAUUAAUCACAAGUGCAAUUGCAUAAAAAACAAGGACACCCAAAUUUCCCUCCAGGGAUUCUCGGUCCUUAGAUCAGAUACUCAUUGUGAUAUGGGAAGCUUGUGGAGCAGUAUGGCUUUCUACCUGCUCAGUGUGCAUGUCCCUUUAAGUUUUGGCGGCUUGUCGGUUGUUACCAGCAUAUUGCAUUGUUCAGUUCUUGAUCCACAGACUGAGGCAUUAUCAUUAGUUGUACUUCAGAUGUUAGAGCUUAUUGUGGUUCUGAUUCUUUUAAGAAGUACCGGGAAGCCCAAAUACAAGCUUCGUGAUUUCUUUCAAGAGAAGCAUUUAAUCAGAGAAAGGAACUGGUUACUUGCAUCAGCUCUUGGCUUCGGGUUGCUGGUUCUUUUGGUCAUUGUAGCAUCAAUUAUUGCUGACAUGUUGAUAGGUACUAAGGAAGUUAACAAUCCAAUCUUGAAGGAGAUCCUUUCGAGUGGUCCAAUAUCGAUGACCUCAUGCAUCUUGGUCUACUGUGUCAUCACCCCUUUACUAGAAGAAAUAGUCUACAGAGGGUUCUUCUUGACCAGGCUUUCCUCCACAAUGAAGUGGCAGCAAGCAGUGAUAGUUAGUUCAGUAGUUUUUAGUGCAGCUCACUUCUCUGCUGAAAAUUUCAUACAAUUGUUCAUCAUAGGCUUAAUCCUUGGAUCUUCUUAUUGUUGGAGUGGAAACUUAAGGUCUUCUGUUGUAAUUCAUUCAUUAUACAAUGCUCUAACCUUGCUAAUAACAUAUGCAUCAUGAAUUGUUGAUUUUAUAGCAAGAUAAAUCUUUCUUUGGGGCA
This is a messenger RNA of Capsicum annuum, 1103 nucleotides long. Its product is annotated as putative membrane peptidase YdiL. Gene Ontology annotation, biological process: CAAX-box protein processing. The record is from RefSeq and is a predicted model, not a curated record. Bases 182 to 1063 code for a protein of 293 amino acids. NCBI's taxonomy places the organism in Eukaryota, Viridiplantae, Streptophyta, Magnoliopsida, Solanales, Solanaceae. Gene Ontology annotation, cellular component: membrane. The transcript has 4 exons. Gene Ontology annotation, molecular function: metalloendopeptidase activity.